Molecule: messenger RNA, 941 nt
Organism: Panicum hallii
Lineage: Eukaryota; Viridiplantae; Streptophyta; Magnoliopsida; Poales; Poaceae
Product: thylakoid lumenal 17.4 kDa protein, chloroplastic
Exons: 3
Coding region: 74-763 (229 amino acids)
Source: RefSeq, a predicted model, not a curated record
GCUCCGACUCUACCUCGCCGCCACCCUCUCUUCUCCCCCAUCCACCUCGCAAAGCCAGCCACACCGCAUUGGCAUGGCCUCGUCCUGCCUCGCCUCGCCGGCCGGCGCCGCGCUCUGCCGCCCGCGGCGGCCUAGGUGCCGCGUGGCGUGCUCGGCGGCCGACGCGGGCGAAAAGAGCACGGAGCCGGCGUGGUUCUCGGGCGGGGCCAAGAACGCCGGCCGCCUCGCGUGCGGCGUGCUGGCGGCCUGGGCCAUGGCGUCCGCGUCCAACCCGGUCAUUGCCGCGAGCCAGAGAUUGCCUCCACUCUCAACGGAGCCAAACAGAUGUGAGCGUGCAUUCGUGGGGAACACAAUCGGCCAGGCAAAUGGGGUGUAUGACAAGCCCCUUGAUCUCCGGUUCUGUGAUUACACGAACGAGAAAACUAAUCUGAAAGGCAAGUCUCUAGCUGCGGCGUUGAUGUCCGACGCAAAGUUUGAUGGCGCCGACAUGUCUGAAGUUGUCAUGUCCAAAGCUUAUGCUGUUGGCGCAAGCUUCAAAGGAACCGAUUUCACCAAUGCAGUGAUAGACCGUGUCAAUUUCGAGAAGGCUGAUCUCACAGGGGCAAUCUUCAAGAAUACGGUCUUGUCAGGAUCAACCUUCAAUGGUGCUAAGAUGGAAGAUGUUGUGUUCGAGGACACAAUCAUCGGCUACAUUGACCUUCAGAAGCUAUGCACAAACACCAGUAUCAGCGCAGACAGUAGAUUAGAGCUGGGCUGUAGGUGAUUCAGCAGAUUCCAUCUAAUCAUCCCCAUUGUUCAUGUUAAUAUGUUGAUAUCGUUCGAUGAGUGUUCAUGCUUGUCUAUAGAGCCACCAUGACAAGAUGCGACGAUUUUUCUCCAUGUCUAUGCACAAACAUCUGUAUAUCUCAAAUAUCAGCAGCAAUGCAACCAUGUUUCUUACA